AUGGUUCAACAACUAAGUUUAUUCAGCUCCAUAGAUGACAAAUCCUACGACUUAUUCAUAGCAACAUUAACAACAUUAUCUGGAAACCCACCAAUUCUAUAUUCUAAAUUAUCAACGGUAUGGAUCCCAAACCCAUUGUAUCAAAUUGAAGGUGUGAAUUCCAAGAACCAACUGGUAGAAAAAAAUAGAAUCAAUGUAUCAAAGGAAUUACCUCUAGAAAUGUUGAAAGAGUUUUCCAAUACAUCUGAUAAUGCUACGAAAUAUAAUCAUGAAAUACUGAAAAAAUUACAGGAUGAUACUAUACCAAUAGAAUAUACAGAUUUACAAAAUAUGAUUAAUGAAAUUAAGUCAACAAGAAGUGAUGAUGAUGUAAUGGAUGUUGAUGGCGACGAUAUAAUUAAAUCAAAUAAAAAGAAUAAAUACGCCUGGUGUAUAAGUAUAUCUGAUAUUCCUGCAGCAGGCAAUAAUAGAAAAGUUUCUAUGCAAACUAUCAAUGAAUCCAUCUUACUAUCUCAUGUAGGGGUAGAUUCAAGCUUACAAAAGAUGAUGAAUGAACUUGGUUACAUCUACCAAUAUCAAUAUGUAACGAUAGGAGCCAGAUUUAAUUUGAAGCAUAACCUUAUUGUAGAGUUACAAAAAAUAUGGAGUAUAGGAGAAUCCUCAAAACAACAAAAAACGAAAGGUGGGCUUUUAGUCAAGGCCUUCAUCAAUAUCGACAAGGCUACCGAUAUCGAUAAAAUGAAUAUGACAGAGACCGUACUAUUAAAUUUACAAAAAGAGUUACAAGGAUAUGUUGAAUUAGCAGUACCAGAUAGAAAAUCUAUGGAUUCCAGAAUGGAUGUAGAUUAA
Messenger RNA from Maudiozyma barnettii, 849 nucleotides. It is a transcript of the gene SRB5, whose product is annotated as Srb5p. The transcript has a single exon. Gene Ontology annotation, biological process: regulation of transcription by RNA polymerase II; termination of RNA polymerase II transcription. NCBI's taxonomy places the organism in Eukaryota, Fungi, Ascomycota, Saccharomycetes, Saccharomycetales, Saccharomycetaceae. The coding region runs from base 1 to 849 and encodes 282 amino acids. Gene Ontology annotation, cellular component: core mediator complex; mediator complex. The record is from RefSeq and is a predicted model, not a curated record. Gene Ontology annotation, molecular function: transcription coregulator activity.